AUGCAUCAGUUAGUUGAGAUGAUAGAGACAGGUAUUCCAGACUCGCGCAACGACAUACCGCCGUCUCUACAAGAAUACUAUCCAUUCCGGGAAUAUUUAUCUACAGCUGACAGUUUUGCUGUUUACAGGGAUCGAAUCAUUGUCCCACCUUCCUUACGACAGGACAUUUUUACGUUGCACUCAGCUUAUCAGGGCGUUACUUCCACGUGGGCAGAGACAUCUGUGUUCAGGCUGGGAAUCACAGCUGAUGUUAUAAGUUGUUACAAACGUCAUGAUACAUGGCUAGACACCCUAUCUCUUAGGGAAGCUGUUCUGCAAACCGACAUGUUAAAACAAAGGAACGCUUCCGAGAGUAUACACGGCGUCUUCCGCCACUCAAGGUCAACAAAGCUUCUUAAAACAGAAGACACGAGAUUAGAACAACGAGACCUGGAACGGGCAAUGGGAGAUGGCAACAGAUCUGUUUGGUUGCCAAAAAUUCUUUCCGAUACCAAUCAACCAGAAGCCAAUUUGGUAACCUGGUCUGCCGAGAGAAAGGUUAUUCAUCUAGUUGAACUCACAAUUCAUCAUGAAGGCAACAUUGAUGCUGCACAUAUCCGGAAAAGAGAACGGUACGAAAAACUGGUAGAGGAAUGCAAGGACGUGGGGUGGUAG
Molecule: messenger RNA, 654 nt
Organism: Acanthosepion pharaonis
Lineage: Eukaryota; Metazoa; Mollusca; Cephalopoda; Sepiida; Sepiidae
Source: the annotation of a GenBank genome assembly